This is a messenger RNA of Caenorhabditis remanei, 489 nucleotides long. RefSeq lists its product as uncharacterized. NCBI's taxonomy places the organism in Eukaryota, Metazoa, Nematoda, Chromadorea, Rhabditida, Rhabditidae. The record is from RefSeq and is a predicted model, not a curated record. The transcript has 2 exons. The coding region runs from base 1 to 489 and encodes 162 amino acids.
AUGAUGGGUGAAGCAAUCGAGUUCGAAAGUGGCCAUCAUCAAGUCAAUACUGCCGCAGGUGUUUUGGAUACAAGUACGAAAAAUGGCAUUACAUGUGUUUGGAGCGGUACGGUUGGCAAUUCCUGUAAAAUUAAUUUCACAUGGGAGUUCAAUUGGGAUACGCUCAAAAGCCAGGGAGUUAAUAAGAUCACUGGAUACAUUUAUGUCUCGUCAUUUUACAAUUGGUUCACUGCAACGAAGAUCGAUGUGACUCUGACCGAAAAUAAUCAUGAAAUCACAAAGCAAGUUCAAGGUCAAAAAUAUGGUGACGAUGUCAGCUUCGAGUGCUCUCUCACUCCUCACUACGAAAUCCCAUCAUACGAUGACAUGUUUCUACCGUCCGAUCAAAAUGAUACAAUUCUGGUUGUCGACGGGAAGAAGCUUCAUGUUAGCAAAGCGGUCAGUUCAUUUUAUCGUAAAAUCAUACUUGCAAAUCGGGCCGGCCCGUAA